Molecule: messenger RNA, 1555 nt
Organism: Helobdella robusta
Lineage: Eukaryota; Metazoa; Annelida; Clitellata; Rhynchobdellida; Glossiphoniidae
Exons: 11
Coding region: 1-1182 (393 amino acids)
Molecular function (GO): heme binding; iron ion binding; oxidoreductase activity, acting on paired donors, with incorporation or reduction of molecular oxygen
Source: RefSeq, a predicted model, not a curated record
AUGUACGUGAGGGGUUGGUCUAAAUACUCCUUGAUUGAUAUCCACGGAACUGAAUGGAAGCGAGUUCGAACGUUGUUGAGUCCAUUCUUUUCAACUUCAAAGUUGAAAGAUGUUAGUUGCAUUGAAGUAAAUGAUCGAAUUUAUAGACGGAUGGAUGAACGAAUGAAUGAAUCAUCAACAUCAUCGUUGUGUUCGGCUUAUACAUUAGAUAUGAUAUGCAGCUCAGCCUUUGGCUUGCAGGUUGAUUCGCAGACCGAUGAGAAUGACAAAUUUCUGGCUCUCUUGAGGAAGUUAACCAACCUUACCGUAGGCGCCAAGCUCAUGUUCAUAUGUUUUACAUUCCCAUUUGUUACGCCUCUGCUGGAGCUGUUCGGCGUCAAUAUGUUCCCAAGGGGUUAUCUGAAAUUCUUCGAAACAAUGACGAAACAGUUGCUAAAUGAAAGACUUAACAAUCCAAGUGGACGUCGCGAUUUCAUUGAAACGAUGGCAAGGGCACAUUUAGACGACAUCGAAGACAAAUCUCUCGGAAGAGAAGGAGAGAGUAGAAAAGGACUGACUAAUGAGGAGAUACUGGCACAAACGCUGAUGUUCGUACAGGGUGGUUAUGACACAACUUCACGCUCCUUAGUACUUACCAUGUACUGCCUGGCUCUGCAUCCGGAAGUACAAGAAAAAGUGCACCGAGAAAUAUUAGAUGUCAUCGGAGAUAAGGAAUUGACCUAUGAUAACUUGAGCAAGUUGAAAUACAUGGAGAUGUGUAUCAAUGAAACUACCAGAUGUUAUCCAGCGUUCAUUAGAUUUGACAGACGCGCCACGCAGGAUAUUGUCCUUGAUGAUGGUCUUCACAUUAGAGAAGGUACUCUCGUCGUUGUUCCCGUCUGGGCUAUCCACCACGACCCAAAUAUUUACCCUGACCCGGAUAAAUUUGACCCCGAAAGGUUCAGCCCAGAAGCAUGCGCCAAUAGAAACCCUCUCCACCAUCUGCCCUUUGGGGCGGGGCAUAGGAUUUGUUUGGGAAUGAGACUUGCCCAAAUGGCCAUAAAGAUGGCAAUGGUUGGAGCUAUGAAAAGAUUUAAAUUUGUUCCGACAGAUAAAACUGAAGUACCUCUGAAAUUAAAGAAGUACUCGUUGCUGGUACUCUGGGAUAACAGUAUUCAUCUAGGGCUGGAAAAAAGAGCGUGAUGUUGAUGAUGAUGACUGCCAUGCUGCUGCUGCUGCUGCCACUGCUGCUGCUGAUGAUGAGCAGUAGUAGUAGUAAUUACAGCUGCAGUAGUAGUAAUAGAAGCAGCUGCAGUAGUAGUAGUAACGUUUUUCUUAAUUGUUUAAAUGUAGCGAGUACAAUCUAUCAAUUCUAUUGAUAUUUGACUAUUUACAAAUAUUUCUUUCAUUUUUUUCUUACUAGAAUUAUUUUAAAUGGUAUUUCUUUGUUUAAUUCGUCUAAAUAAGUUUAAUAAAUAAAUUUACACAGCUUAUAUGACAGGCACAUUCAUGCUAUAGUUUUGCUUCGAUAAGCUUUUCUUUUCCAUAUUUCAAAAUAAAAUUCGUUAUAAAAUGA